AUGUCCUCGGCGAGCGGCCGCGACCCCGGCGAGGGUUUGGCACAGCCAAGUCGAGAGGACGAUGGUGAUCUCGAUGCUGGGCAGAGAGAGCUGACGGCACGGCUGGCCACAAUGUCGGAGACAGAGCCGGAGAGAUUCCACGGGUGCUUGCACGAAAUCCAGGAGACGCUGGGCAUGGACGAAGUUGUGGAGCAGAUGCACCUUCUCAAUGAGCAUACCAAGGCUGCCGUCGACCAGCUGCUCUCCGACGAACGUGCGUUGCAAGUGCCAGAAGAAGUGGAUACUCAUAUCAAUGCGGAGAACGAUGUCUGGAUCCCCCUCAAUCCAGCACCUGCAGGGUCCAAUGCCAAGCGGUGUACGGAAGUGGGUGGCACGACUGGAAUUCCAGGAACCGUGCACGUGCACAUACUGCUCUGGCUGGAAAACAUGGCAUCCAUGAGCCUCUCCGAAAACAUCCGGGCGGAUCUUCCCGAUGAGUCGGAGCCGGAGUUGCGAGAUCUGGUGCGUGGCUCGCAGUUGGAUUGGACGAGCAGUGGCUGGCCCGUUCGCAGGGAACCCACCAAGGUAUCCGAAAGCUCGGGGUUGCUGGAACUUCGACAUCCGCAAGAUGCUCACGACCAGCACUGUCGAGCCUAUCUCACAGACGUGCUCGCCGCCUUGCACUGCCACACGGACGUGGUUGCGUCUGACGGCCGAGCAAUGAUCCUGAAGUAUUGCGCAAGUUACCUUCCGAAGUUUUCCAGCUCCUUCGCGCAGGAAUUGCUCAACGAUCAAGCCAGUGGCUUCGCUCUGGCGAGGCGCAUCCUGUCCGACUAUCACCCACUGCAACCUGAAAUGGUCAUGCAGCUAGCAGCACAGCAGCACCCUCAAUUCCUGUGCCCGGCGGUCGUCCGCAAGUUCGUGGUGCCGGUGCCCUGGAACAAGGAGAUGCCGCAGGAGGUUCGGAAUUAUAUGGAUUGCUCCUGGCGACGAAGAAGCAUGAGUCUCAUCGAAUACCUACGGGUGUCCGGCUCGGGUGGACAAAUUGCCCAGCGCUACCGGCGGCUACACAAGGCUCGCAAGGUCGAAAUGCCGCUGACGCACUGGAUCAACACUCUUACAGCGGAAGGAGAAGUUCUGGUCGCCUGCAUCAUGUACUCCUGCUACAGUGACUUCCAUUUCGGACAGUGGCUACUGUUGCACGUACCUUUCCGAGACGUAGCCGACCUCUGGGACGACCGAGCUACCUGCCUUCCACAGGAGCUUCGCUUCCUUGGCCUCUGCCUUCUACGCCGACCGGACUUUUGGCGAAACCCGCGUCGCAUCGCAAGCGAACUGCAGCUGGAGGCCAGGACCGACUUGUACAUCACCAACGCGCUGGAGGUGAUACGGGCCAGAACGGAGCUCAUCGACGCAUACUUUGCAGGAGAAGUCCCUGCUCCGGCGCGACUGCCAAGAUCCGAGGCGGCAGGCGUGACCGCCGUGCUGCCCGACUUCGAUAGGUUGGCACCAGAGCAGCAGCUAGCAGCACGCGUCAUCGCUGAGAGAGUCGACACAUCGCUCGCAUGCAGGUGGCCGGAAGACAACAAUCAAGCUUCUUGGUGGCAAUACCUGCAGGUGGACAGACAAUCUGCAGGGGAGCGUGUCACAGCCAUCCUCGGCCCCGCCGGAAGUGGCAAGAGCACAGCCGUGCAAGUAGCCAUCCGCCGAGCGGUGGAAGCCGGGGCGCACGUGGGUGUUGCCUGCCCUACGGGGCUUCUGGCAUCCAAGUACAGGAUCGACAACCCGGACCUGGAUGUGGACACUAUCCACGGCAUGUUCGCGCUGCACAAGGACGAAGUCACCACGCUCGAAAUGAUGAACAUAUACGACUUGGUGGUGAUCGACGAGAUUGGGCAGGUCCCUUUGUGGAUUUUCGAACGUAUCCUGCGAUUGUGGGACGCUGCUGACCGUCGUCCUGCACUGGUGUUGGUUGGUGACUUCUGCCAGUUGACGGGGCCUGACGGAACGACGGCUCAGCAGAGUGCACGGUGGCCGGAGGUGGGCAAAGUAUAUCUUCGCACAAUGAGACGCUGCAAAUGCAGUCAGCUUCGCUGGAAGCUGGAGUUACUCCGCAGCGCCACACCCUCCGGUCGGCAACUUCGCAAGAUCCUGAAGAAACAUAGUGCUUGUGGCUCGGACAACAUGCCAACGGCAGAUAAUGUGGCGAAAAUCCUGCAAAGGACUCCCACAACUCAGUUUGUCACCAUUUCCCGACGAGCUUCGGCUCACUUGAACCAGCUGGCGAUCGAAGCGCUUUUCGACGAGACCCAAUUGCUGGGUUAUGUGCCUGCCGAUCCGGAAGAGAACCAUCGCAACUUUCACGGCCAGACUAGAAUGGAUGCAGAACCUUUCCGAAUGCCCAUAUUCCCCGGUAUGCGUGUCACAAUCACAAAAAACGAAGACAAAGAGCACGGCUUCGUCAAUGGCAUGGGUGGAGUUGUGCAGCAGAUGCGCCGCAGUGGGCUGCAGGUCUUGUUGGACAACGGCAAAGUCGCACUGGUCCAUGCCGUCACUCAAGACUACGAGCUGGCAGACGGGUCUGUGCGACGGGUCACAGCAUUGCCUCUGAGACUAGGGUACAGCAGCACUCUGCACAAAAUUCAAGGGGCAACUUUGGAUCAUGCCACGAUUUGGCUAGAUGUUCCGUUCGUUAGAGGGGCGGCGUACGUCGCUAUCUCUCGAGUGCGAAAGGACGAAAGUUGGCAAUUCCUCGGCCGCAUUGAAAGAAAGCAUUGCGUGCCCGCUAGAUGCGAUUGA
Symbiodinium sp. CCMP2592 is the source of this 2778-nucleotide messenger RNA. The record is from the annotation of a GenBank genome assembly. Lineage: Eukaryota; Dinophyceae; Suessiales; Symbiodiniaceae.